This is a messenger RNA of Vitrella brassicaformis, 2751 nucleotides long. Lineage: Eukaryota; Vitrellaceae. The record is from the annotation of a GenBank genome assembly.
GAGUAUCGCCUCUCAUGACGAAUCUAUUCGAGCGGUUGAACUCCUGUGCCCGGACGCGGUAAACCAAACACAACACGAGCCACGCGCAAAGACAGACAGCCAGGGGGGCAGACAGGCCAACACAGGAGCGGGGAGGUCCCACGGGCCAGUCUGGGAGGGUCAGAGGGCUGGGAGAGGCGUCAUUGAGGGAGGGGGAGGAAAGACAGGGAUAGAGGGAGGCAGGGAGGCGUCGACAGGGCGACUGGGGUGGCUGGGACUGGCGCAACAGACAGAGGGAGAGUGAGACAAGCUGCACAUUGACCACGGAAGGCCGACUUGCGAGUUGGAGCAUCCCAUGUAUAUGUAACUCACCUUUCUGUGUUGUUGUGUGCUGUGUGCGGUGUGUGUGGUGUGUGUGCAGGGACCAGAUAAUGUUCUGGUAUACGUCCGGGGGUCGAAAGGGCGGAUGGUAUUCCUGAUGUCCUCACACACGCGCCUUCCGACCAACAACUAGGGGAUGCCCGCCACUCACCACCACUACCACUACCACUACCACAACCACUCAGCGACAGUCAAGACCAACCUCCUCCUCCCGAAGACACUCACAGCCCCACAGUGAUGGCUACAGCAGCAGCAGCAUCAGAGACAGCAGUGCCCUUCCACCUAGUCAAGACUGACGGUGUGCAUGACGAUCAUGGUAGGGCGGAGGGAGGGAGGGAGAGGAGGGAGGGAGAGGAGGGAGGGAGAGGAGGGAGGGGGGUUCACGGGGCGAUCGAGGUGAAUGUGUUGCGCGUCUGUGUGUGUGGUGUGUGGUUUGUGGUUUGUGGUGCAGGUGUGUUUUGUGUUGAGUUUGCUACUGUUGACAUGGGUGCCGCUAAGACUGCUGUCGAAAUGCUGGAUAAGCGGUGCGACAUUAGAGAACCGACGCCUGGAUGGAUGGAUGGAUACCGUGUUGGCUGCGUGGCUUGUGUGUUCAGGAUUGUUGUGACUCCCUCAUCGUCGUCUGUGUCUGGUAUGUCCGACCACCCCCCGUUAUCGCCCCUCGCACCCUCCAAGGCGCUCAUGUCCUUCUACUCCACCUGCGAGGCAAGCACCCCUCCACCCUCCCACACCCAUACCCAUGGCUGCCUCUCUCUGUGUGUGUGUCUUCUCUAUCAGCUGUCCCACCACACGGCCCACUUCUCGUGCGUGCAUCUGAGCGACAAGCUGUACGCCCAGCUGGAGGCCCCCAAGGGCAGCGGCGGCAAGAGGGCGAGCAAGACGGCGGUUGAGGGGGGUGGGAUGACUAAAGGUCAGUUUGUGGCGUUGGUGGACAUGGCCAUGAUGCUUGAGGCCAGCGAGCUCAUCCUCACGGUCAAGCGGACACACCCGCACUUCGGUGAGCACCACACAGGGCAGCACACGGAUGGAUGGAUGGAUGUGUUGCAGCCAUGGUCAUUCGCACGUUGUUGUACAUGGGGUUCAACCUCAUGCCCAGGAAAGGUGAGAAGGGAACGAUCAUUGACACACACACACUCUCACGUGUGCAUCUGACUCUCUCUCUCUCUCUCUGCCGUGUGUGUGUGUGUUGUGUUGGUUCUGCAGUCCGUAUGAGCAUGAUGAAGGACAGCCGUGGGACCGAGCUGCUGACCUUGGCCCUGGGUGGUGGAAGCCUACAGCACACAGACACCGCCUUACACGACGAACAGGACGCCAGCCUCAGACAGGUACCCCUCUCACCAGAGCCACAUCAGGAAAAGUACCAAAAGACGACAGCUGUCUCCCUCUCUGUGUGCGCGUCUGCAGAGUCCAUCCAAUGUGUUUGACCUUGUCGCGCCUCUGGAUUUCACCUCAUCAGCGCCGCUGCCGCCCUUCAGCCACUCGUCGUCGCACCACUCCUCGCCGGACAGCGGUCUGCUGAGCUCGCCGGCGUCGCACUCCCACUGCUCGUUCAGCUCGCUGGACGGGGGGAGCGAUGAGCACGACGACGCGGCCAUGGGCGGCGGGGACAUCGACGAUGACCUCGCUGCAGAACGUAAGCAGGCACCGUCACACACACACACAGAGAGAGAGAGGGGGAUGGAGAAGAACACAGAACAAGGGAGUCACUUCUUUUGCCUAUCUGUGUGUGUCAUCGUCGACAGUGAUGCGUUCCGAGUAUGCGUUUUCAGUGGCCGACGGCGACCCCUUCCUCUCCUUCGAGGACCUGCCGUGCCUGCUGGAGGUGCCCGCCACACACCCUGGUGCUGUCCAGGGGCUGGUGAGCCCCACGACGCAGAAGCUGGCGCUCAAGGCCGAGUUGGAGGGGGAGGGGCUGAGCCCGUCGAGCCGGCUGUCGCUGCUCAUGCCUCACCCGAACCACUUCCAGGAGCUGCUGACCAACACACACGUGUAGACGUGUAGACGGGGGGCUGUCUGCGAGAGGGGGUAGGGUGAGGUGGAGGGGUGUUUGUCUUGAUCAUUCUCUUGUGAUUCUUUCGUGUUGGGCCUCGGGUUGUCUGCUUGAUGAGGAUGUGGGCUUCUGUUGGCUGGUGUACACCAGCCGACAGAAACCCUCCUCGAGACCAGGCUGACAAAACGAGGCCCCGACACACCACUUCAUCUUUGACCGGAAUUUUGGCAUUGUCUGCAGUAUUCUUUUGCCGUCUGUCUGGCCGCAUCUCUUUUGCCGUCUGUCAGUUGGGGGGGCACUCACCUUUUUAGCUGUCUGUCUGUCUGUCUGUCUGCAUGCACACACAGAACACAGAGAGGAGGAGGAAAAACAAAACAAGUCGCUGAGUGGGAGGACGAAAG